UUCGUGAAAAAACACGCACUGUUGUUAGAUUCAUACAAAACACAUCUUUUGUUUAAAAUUCCUAAAAAAUACAAUGUUAAUUUGAUAAUUUUCAAAAAUAUUUUUAUUAGUAACUUUUAGUUUUUACUUUCAAAGUGUCAAAAAAAGGCGGCAAAAGAUGACGUUUGAAAAAACUGCGUUCGUGUAUUUCGUAAUUUUCGUUUUAUCGCUUUCUCAUAUUUCGGCUUGGACAAUCGAUUUGCCUGAAGUUAGAAAAAUUUUGUUUGAAAGAAACGAGAAACAUAAAGAUUAUAAGAAAAAUGACUAUGAUGAUUUUCUAAGAGAAGAUCAAAAGUUUUAUAGUAAUAUCGAAGGUAAUAGCAAGCACCAUGCUGAGGAUUAUGAACACGUUCAUCAUUCUUACGAUAAAGAGAAUUACGCUGAAGAAUACGGAUAUCAUACUUAUAUGGAGAAGAAAGUUCACGCUGUAGUUCGAGACGGCAGCUAUUAUUUGGAAGGUCUUCGAAGGUCUUUGGAGGACUACAACGAAUUGCUGGAGAGUUGUAACCGACGGAAUGGUAGCGUGCAGAGCUCAUCAUCAACGAACUCAACAUGGAGUCCAGCGUACGAUCCUCCGAAUAACAGCUCUCCACCAUCAGGAUCUGAACCUCCCGUACUCAAUUUCCGAAACUAUGACAAUUCUCCCGUCCCUUUGAAGCCUAACUCCUCAGAUUCCAGUAGCCUCGGCAUCAGACCAGGUCGGAGGAACAUGUCUUGCGAUGAGGCUACGGAAUCCAGUGAGCAAAUUAGGCGGUUUGCUGAUCUAGCGCUUUGGGCUACUGGGAGACUCCAGGAUUUGGCUUAUGCGAAGAAGUAUCAGAAAACAGAUGAACAAGAAGAGAACGAGCUGAUACUGAAGCUGGCCUGGUUCCUGGACCGGCUGGCCUAUCUCAGCGGGUACGAGCCUGACUUCAAGAAGCAUUACUACGAGUCUAGGACUACUAAAAGUACUCCGACCCUACCACCGAUACCUCCGACCCUGGUGCCAUCAUCAGACGACCUCAACAAGGAGAUGAUGGACUGCCUCCGGCGCAAGUCUUCAGAACCAGCAACUGUACGCUGCCGGUAUCCCAUGGAGAUACCUGAUAUGAUGCAGCAGAUUAUCAAUCAAGGUACGUGUACAACUCCAGCGCCCCCAAGCUCCGAUGCAGUCGUCCCAAUGAGUGGAACACCAGACAACGUGGCAGGACCUUCAGAGAUCCUCAUCGCAGCGGACUCUUCAGUCCCGCUUCCUCAACGAUCAAUUUCUAAGAGAUCAACUGAAUAUACCUAUUAUUUUCCGACUAAACCUCUACAUGAAGUUACUUACCCGGUUCCAAUCGUCAAAUUGAUCAAACAUCGGUUGUCAAAUAUUAAAUCGGUUGUCAAAAACAUAGUAGAAAGAAGAUUGGCCCAUUUAGCUGAAAAGAAAGAAGAAAAACAACAUUUUGAGAAGCACUUCGACAAAAGAUCAAUUGAUGAUAAAGUUGAAAUGUCCAAUUCGAUCAAUCCUUUGUCAGUUCUACCUAAACCUGUUGUGAAAUCUGUUGAAAAGAGGCCCCUAGAUGCGUCUUUGCUUCUACAUUAUCCUGUGUCUGAUGUUUCUGUGAUAAACACAAAGUCUUUCAAAAAACGGUCAAUUGAUGAUCACAGUAUGACGUCAAAUCAUAUAAAUCAAAAGUCAAAUUGGAAAUCGUUUGACAAGUACGUCAAAAAGGGACCGUUAUUCAGGAAAAAGUUUGAGAAUCUUUUGCCGUCUAUCAAAAUGACGAAAAAAUUGACAAAAUACCAAAGUUCUAAAAUAAAAUCGAUUAACAAACGAUUUACAGAAGAUCCAUUCUCGAAAUUAGCGAAUUACUACAUCAAAUACAAAGUUUGGGACAAUUCAAAUCUUAAAAUCUCGAAAAACUACGACGAAAAAAAGCCCGCCAAUUUUGACGUCAAAAACCACUUGACAGUUCCGAAGACCGUUCAAAAACGUUCGCUAUUCAAUAAAAAGGUAGUUCACAUGCACAUACCGAAGCCUUUACAAAUCGUACACACAUAUGUUCACUCUUUAGGAAAAGUUCACACAAAACCUACACUUUUAACUCAUUUACAAAAACUACACGCAAUUAGGCAUAAAAAGCAUGAUAAACUGCAUAAAAUUAUUAAAAGAUCUUUGAAAUAUGAGCAUAUGUAUUUGCCGCGAAUACCAAUGGACCCACAAGGAGAUAUUAGUUACUAUGUUAAGAAUAAAGAAGGGACGAACUUCAACCCAGACCCGGUGCAAGCCGCUCAAGUUAGACUAGGUCUGGAGCAAGUUUUUCAAACUGGCAACAUUGAAGUUGUUAGAAGAUUUGGCGCGAAUUACAAUCCUCUAAAUCCUGCUCCAUUUUAUUCUGGCGUUAUAGCCACUAUGACAGAUGCUUAGUUUUUUUAGCCUUUUUCACAUGUAAUAAUAUUUUUUUUACUUCAUAA
Messenger RNA from Spodoptera litura, 2478 nucleotides. The record is from RefSeq and is a predicted model, not a curated record. Lineage: Eukaryota; Metazoa; Arthropoda; Insecta; Lepidoptera; Noctuidae.